AACGUUUUUUCUUUUGAAAUGCAACAGACUUUUACAUACUUUUGUUAUCUAAAAAACAAAACUUAGUAACUGCCCAUGCAGGUUUAUUGCACCUGCAGCACUGGACAAAUUUUCUCUGCAGUAAAUACAAACUGCUGCUGCUGUUUUUAUAUCUUAUCUCUUUGUCUCUGACAAGUUUCCUCUCUGCACUUCCUCUGUGGUGGCUUAAGAGCACGUAGUCUGACAAAGAAAUCAAAAGUGAAAGCUAAAAAACCAACCCUGUCUGGUGUGGGAAGAUAUGCGAAGCACAUCACCGACAAAUUAUCAAUCUAUAGACAUGCCACAUGAGGGGGAAGCUGUGUUGUGGAAAAAGUUCUAUGUCCAUGAAGCAGGAAAAACUAACGGGGCUCAUUUAAGCUUGGUUAACAAGCUUAAAGGCAUUGGCCAUAUUCCGGUGGGUUCUUCUGCAGCAUGUGACUAUGUUCUGGUCAUCUGUCCUGCUGUUUCGCGAGUUGGAACGAACAUCGGCGAGGCCCUGGACAGCAUGCCUGCUGAUAAACCAGCAAUUCUGGUGGUGAUGCAUCACACUUUCAAUAACAAACACGUUGUUGCUGAAAGCAAGAGACAAGUGAGCCACCUGAACGUCUAUCUCACUGUGGACUUUCUGUUCCAUGAGGGAAAGCUCCUGAGGGACUGUACCCGCAAUGACAUCGCAUGGUUUGACAUCCAUAAGUUUCUGAAAGGUCCCAAUUCCCAGGUCUCUCGGUGGAACUUCUUGGACAGAAUCCCUAUUUGGAAUUCUUUGGACGACAGUACCAAAUGGAUUAUUGGUGGUGUAGCUGCUGUUGUAAUAUUGGUGUCACUGGUGACCAUUCUGAUCGUUUGUCUUGACCGGAAGAAAAUUUAGGACAUCUGUGAGGUCAAUUAAUAACCUGCAUGACAAAAUUAGCAGGAAUCGAGUAACAACUGACAGUAAUAAAUGUCUCUUGAAGAGAAAAAAUAGCUGUGCUAUGUCAUAGAUGUCCAAUCAUCUGCACAGAAAUUAAUAACAGAAAGAUGCUAUAUUGCUGCAUUGUAUAUCACUGUACUAUGGUGAAGGCUGAUGCAUUUUCGCUUUUUGGCUGAAGCUUUUGAUGACUAUUAUAUGUUAUAUUAUAUGUAUCUGCAGCACAGCAAAGAAGGAAAUUAUAGAAGAAUUACAAUCUUAAAACAUGAGCCCGCUUAAUGAGAAUGUAUAGGCAGGGUUACCUCUCAUCAUAGUAAAUGUGCUUUUUAGUGGAAUGUGAAUCUUUAUGUAGUCUGUGUGUAGUAUUGCAGUGUGCCAUCCAACUUUAAAAUAGGUGUUUUAAAUGAAGCUAAAACAAAUCUGUAAAAUAAUGAAUGUUACUUCUUUAUGCUGAUGAAAAUGUAAAGAGCGCACUUUUUCAUUCACAAAGAAUAAAUAAAAAUGAAUAAAUCAUA
Thunnus maccoyii (southern bluefin tuna) is the source of this 1440-nucleotide messenger RNA. RefSeq lists its product as uncharacterized. The record is from RefSeq and is a predicted model, not a curated record. Bases 278 to 886 code for a protein of 202 amino acids. NCBI's taxonomy places the organism in Eukaryota, Metazoa, Chordata, Actinopteri, Scombriformes, Scombridae. The transcript is spliced from 6 exons.